Messenger RNA from Culicoides brevitarsis, 2939 nucleotides. Its product is annotated as membrane alanyl aminopeptidase-like. NCBI's taxonomy places the organism in Eukaryota, Metazoa, Arthropoda, Insecta, Diptera, Ceratopogonidae. Gene Ontology annotation, biological process: proteolysis; peptide catabolic process. Bases 15 to 2753 code for a protein of 912 amino acids. Gene Ontology annotation, molecular function: metalloaminopeptidase activity; peptide binding; zinc ion binding. The transcript is spliced from 5 exons. The record is from RefSeq and is a predicted model, not a curated record. Gene Ontology annotation, cellular component: cytoplasm.
AGAGGUUCAUAAACAUGAAUAAAAAACUUUUGUACCUUCUAAUCUUAUCAACAUUGAAUUUUGCGAAUUCAUCUUUGCCACCGAACGAUGAAUCGCCAAAUUACUUGAAAUCAUUCUCUGAAUCAUCCAUCGUUCGUGCUGAAGAAGACUACAAACUUGGAGAUGAAACGAAACCCUCGUACUAUAAAAUCGUCCUUGCCUUCAACGAAACUGAUCGUUUCCAUGGAAAUGUUGAAAUCACUUUUGAAGCCACGCAAGAUGAUGUGAAAACUGUUUGGUUGUCGCAAGAAGACCUCACUGUUGAUGCUGAACAAGUUGAGAUCUACCAAGUUUCUGAUAAAACUACGAAUCUUUUCAAGGCACUGAACCAAACAAUGCUUAAUUAUCAAAAAAUCGGCUUUGAACUUUCAUCAGCUUUGACAGUUGGUGAGCCAUACCUCAUCAAAAUCCAUUAUGUGGCAGUUUUGUAUGACGAAAGUGUCAUGCGUGGCGUUUAUCGAAGCAACUACAAGGAAAAUGGGAAGCAACAGGUGAUCUAUACGACACAUUUUGGUCAACAAGCUCGUCGAAUGAUGCCCUGCUGGGAUGAAAAUCGCUUCAAAGCACAGUUUGAGUUUACGAUUUAUCGUGACACGUUUUUACAUUCCAAGACGAUAUCAAAUGCUCGAAGAACAAGUUCGUUAUUAGGUAGAGAGCAUUUUGCACCAACAGCUGUUCUUUCGCCGUAUCUUCUUGCUUUGGUAAUAUCUAACUUUGAAAUUAAUGAAAAUGGGAAUUUUGCGCUUUAUGCACGACCCGAAGCCAUGAAUCAAACUGAUUUUGCUUUGGAGGUUGGUGUGAAGUUGCUUGAAGCAUUGGAUACUUGGACAAACAUGCCAUAUUAUAAAGUUCCAGGAGCUACGAAGAUGGCAAUUGCUGCUAUUCCUGAUUUUUCCGCUGGUGCCAUGGAGAACUUUGGAUUGCUCCUUCAUCGUGAAGUUAAUGUUCUAUUUGAUGAAAAAGUAGCUGAUUCACUACAAAAACAGAAAAUCGCUCUUGUAAUUGCACAUGAAUUGGCCCAUAUGUGGUUUGGAGAUAUCGUCACUUGCAACUUCUUCAGUGAAACAUGGUUAAACGAAGGAUUCGCUCGUUAUUUCCAAUACAUCGCUCUCGAAAUGGUUGACAAGUCAUACGAUUCAAUGCGUCAAUUUGCUGUUACGACUUUACAAGCUUCAAUGCAACCUGACUCUGCUUCUACAGCUCAUGCCUUGACAGAACCUGGCAAAUAUUCUUACCCAAAUAUUCGCACAAUGUUUGAUUCAAUUACUUACGAUAAAGGAGCUUCAAUUUUACGCAUGGCCCAUAACCUGAUGGGAGAUGCAAAAUUCCAAAAUGCCAUUCGCGCUUAUUUAGAAAAGCGGAAAUUUGCCACUGCUGUGCCUGAAGAUCUCUUUACUGAAAUGGAGCGAGAAUAUGCAGGAAUCACUGAUAUUUUGGGCCCUUAUACGCAACAAGCAGGAUUUCCAUUAGUGACGGCGAUAAGAGAUGGAGAUAAGAUCACGUUAACUCAAAAAAGAUUCUUAUCCGAAAGUAUUAUGCAUAAUGACAAAACAAGAUGGAAUAUACCAAUUACAGUUGCCACAAAAGAAGAUGAUCUCAAUAAUACUUUAGCUCAAUUGACGAUCUUCGAUGGAGGUAAAGAUAACCUCACUUUUGAGGUUAAGAAUUUCAGCAUGGGUUUCUAUUUGUUGAACGUUCACCAAUUUGGAUACUAUCGCGUUAAUUAUGAUCUUAAUAACUGGCAAGCGAUCGGAAAUGAAUUGAAAUCCAAGCAUGAAACCAUCAACGCCAUAAACCGAGCUCAAAUCAUUGACGAUCUGUUCAACUUGGCAAAGGUUGGUUAUCUAGAAUAUGAUUUCAUCUUCAAUGUCAUCAGUUAUGUCAAGAAAGAUCGUGAUUACCUUCCAUGGUUGGCUCUUUCAAACGGUUUAGCUUAUCUCGAACAACGAAUUCCAUCAGAUCCAUCUUUGAAAUCCAUCUUUGAUGCCUUUGUUAAUGAUAUUUUAAGCGAAAUUUAUGACGAAAAUGAGACUUUGUUCAACCUUCAUCGUAUCCUCGUCCUUCAAAUGGCUUGUAAAUAUCAAAAUGAGAAAUGUUUAUCAAUGGCAGCUAACAAAACUGAACAAUUUAUGAAAGGAGAAUCUUUGCCGCCAAAUGAAAAGACAGCAGUUUAUUGCACAGCAGUCAGAGAAUCUGAAAACAGCACUGAAUGGAACAAAUUGAAGGAAAUGUACGUCAGCACUAACUAUGCUACAGAACAAGGUCUCAUUUUAACUGCUUUGGGAUGUUCAACAAAAGCUGAAGACAUAAAUAAAUUCAUGGAUAUGAUCUUAACUGAUGAUAUUCGUCAUCAAGAUAAGUCAGCAGCCUUUAAAAGUGCUUAUUCCGGAAAUCCAAGUAAUGUUGACACUGUUUUGAAGUAUAUUCUUGAAAAUGAAAAGAAAUGGAGCGAAACGAUGUCCAUAACCUCAACAUUGAGUGAUCUUUCUGCUCGUUUUGUCAGAGAGGAUCAAUUUGACACAUUAGACGAGUAUAUUAAGGAGAACGAAAAUCCACAACUCGAAGCUGCUUCCAAGAAGAAUCGGGAGCUUUUGAAAUGGGACAAGGAACGUCUUCAAGAGUUGAAUCGCUUCUUUAGAGGAUCAUCUAACAUGGUCACUUUUAAUGCUUUCUUGAGCAUUUCGUUGUUGAUUUUGUCUUUUUUGUUUCAAUAACUGAUGUUUGUGUUUGAAAUAUCAAUAAAAUAGGGUUUCAAAAAUAUUAUUCAGGAAUAGAGAAAAAUUUAAACUUGAAAUCCAUACAAACUUUGAAAUGCGAACACUGAAAUUCUGCUUUACGGAUCUUUUUGAGGCUUUUUGAAGUAUGUCAGGUUCAGCUGAAAGAAGGUUUUGGAACAGAAA